Messenger RNA from Mauremys reevesii (Reeves's turtle), 4090 nucleotides. It is a transcript of the gene TBC1D8, whose product is annotated as TBC1 domain family member 8. Bases 78 to 3560 code for a protein of 1160 amino acids. NCBI's taxonomy places the organism in Eukaryota, Metazoa, Chordata, Testudines, Geoemydidae. The transcript has 21 exons. The record is from RefSeq and is a predicted model, not a curated record.
CGUCCAGGCUCCUCCCCCGCGGCCGGGUCGGACCGGGCCGCGAUGCGAGCGGGCCGGAGGGCGGCGGCGGCGGCACGAUGUGGCUGCGGCCCGAGGAGGUGCUGCUGAAGAACGCGCUCAAGCUCUGGGUCACCCAGAAGAGCAGCGGCUACUUCGUCCUCCAGCGGCGGCGCGGACACGGGGACGGCGGGGGCCGCUUCACCGGUCGUUUGGUGGGUGCCCUGGACGCAGUGCUAGAUUCUAAUGCACGUGUUGCUCCAUUUCGAAUUUUACUUCAAGUUCCGGGAUCACCAGUUUACUCUGCCAUAGCAUGUGGUGAGUUAUUGAAUGGAUCAGAAGUUUACUGGGCCAUAUCUGCUGGUGCCACUUUAGAGGAGAUAAAUCAGCACUGGGAGUGGCUGGAACAAAACUUACUCCAUACUUUGUCUGUUUUUGAUAAUAAAGAAGAUAUUGUUAGCUUUGUCAAAGGGAAAGUAAAGGCAUUGAUAGCAGAAGAGACCAGGAGUAAAGUAGCAGAGCAGGAGGAGGAUCCUGAGAAGUUUCGAGAGGCGCUAGUGAAAUUUGAAGCCAGAUUUAACUUCCCUGAAGCAGAGAAGUUAAUUACCUAUUAUUCAUGCUGCUGCUGGAAGGGUAAAGUUCCUCGUCAAGGCUGGCUUUAUCUGAGCAUCAAUCACCUCUGUUUUUAUUCCUUCUUCCUAGGCAAAGAAUUAAAACUCCUAGUUCCCUGGGUUGAUGUCCAGAAACUGGAAAGAACCUCCAAUGUCUUUAUGACUGAUAUCAUCCGUAUCACCACUUCAAGUAAAGAACGAGACUUCUCCAUGUUCCUUAAUAUUGAUGAGGCAUUCAGGAUAAUGGAGCAGCUGGCAGACGUAACGCUCCGAAGGCUACUAGAUAAUGAGAUCUUUGAACUGGAUCCAGGUCUCCAGGAUCCUACUCAGAUUACAAAAAGGGAUCUUGAAGCCAGAGCACAGAGUGAGUUCUUUCGGGCCUUUUUCAGACUGCCGGGGAAGGAGAAGCUACAUGAAGUUGCAGACUGUUCUCUGUGGACUCCAUUUAGUCGCUGUCACACAGCAGGAAGGAUGUAUACUUCAGACAGCUAUAUCUGUUUUGCCAGCAAAGAAAGUGGGUGUUGCAAUGUUCUCAUCCCCCUUAGAGAGGUGGUUAGUAUAGAGAAGAUGGAGGACACUAGUCUCCUUCCCAAUCCCAUCAUCAUUAGUAUAAGGAGCAAGAUGGCCUUUCAGUUCAUUGAGUUGAAAGACAGGGAUAGCUUGGUGGAGAACCUGCUUCUGAGACUAAAACAAGUCAACACCAGCAACCCAGUGCUCUAUAACUGCUUGGAAAAAAAAGAAACGAACUCUCUCGUGUUUCAUUCAACAUGUGUGUUCAGUGACUGUGAGUCCCGGGAUUUGGGAAUGGUGGCUUCCCAAAGCGAAGACAAGAAUGAAGGUGAAAAGGAGAGCAGUCACCUGUUAAAUGCAGAGGCACUACGAUCAGUCUUUCACCAGUCUGGAGCUGAAGGGAGUGACUUCAGGAUGUCCAGGGAACAAAUAAAAGAGAGACUGUGGAAUGACCAUUUUGCAGAAUAUGGCAGAACUGUGUGCAUGUUUCGCACAGAGAAGAUUAGAAAAUUAGUUGCAAUGGGAAUCCCAGAAUCUUUACGAGGCAAACUCUGGCUCCUCUUUUCAGAUGCUGUGACUGAUCUUGCCUCCAAUCCUGGUUACUACGGAAAUUUAGUGGAGGCGUCAAUGGGCAAGUGUUGCAUGGCAACAGAGGAGAUUGAACGGGACCUGCAUCGCUCAUUGCCUGAGCACCCAGCCUUCCAGAAUGAAACUGGGAUAGCAGCCUUGAGGAGAGUUCUGACAGCGUAUGCACAUAGGAACCCCAAAAUAGGAUACUGCCAGUCUAUGAAUAUCUUGACCUCUGUGCUGCUGUUGUAUGCCAAAGAGGAGGAAGCUUUUUGGCUGCUGGUUGCUGUGUGUGAGAGGAUGCUGCCGGAUUACUUUAACCACCGAGUGAUAGGUGCUCAGGUAGACCAGUCAGUCUUUGAAGAGCUUAUAAAGGAGCGACUUCCAGAACUGGCUGAACACAUGAAAGAUCUGUCCACCUUGGCUUCCAUUUCCCUUUCAUGGUUCCUUACCCUGUUCCUCAGCAUCAUGCCCCUAGAAAGUGCUGUGAAUGUCGUAGACUGCUUCUUCUUCGAUGGAAUCAAAGCCAUUUUCCAGUUGGGCUUGGCUAUUCUUGAAUCCAAUGCAGCAGAACUAUGUAACAGCAAGGAUGAUGGGCAUGCCUUGAUGAUUCUUAGCAGGUUUUUCGAUCACGUUCAAAAUGAGGAAAGCCCUCUACCUCCAAUCGGUAAUCACCAUGCCUUUUUCAGCGAUGAUCAGGAGCCCUGUCCAGUGACUGAAAUAGCUGACCUAAUCCGGGAUUCCUAUGAGAAAUUCGGAGACCACUCUGUGGAACAGAUAGAGCGUAUGCGCUAUAAACACAGGAUUCGUGUUCUACAAAGCCAUGAGGAUACAACCAAACAAAAUGUGCUCAGAGUUGUCAUCCCAGAUGUUUCAAUUCUUCCUGAAGAUUUAGAGGAACUAUAUGACUUGUUUAAGAGAGAACAUCUAAUGAGCUGCUACUGGCAAGGGAUGAGACCUGUACUUCUGCGACAUGACCCAAGUCGGCCUUAUGCUGAGCAGUACAGAAUAGACUCUCAGCAGUUCACUAACCUUUAUAAACUUGUCUCACCGUGGACGUGUGGGGAACACACUCAAAUUUUAGCUGAAAGAACAUUCCGACUUCUGGAUGAAAAUAUGGACCAUCUCAUCGAAUUCAAAGGAUUUGCUAGCUGUUUAGAUGUUAUGUAUAAUGGAGAAAUGAAUGAAAAGAUAAACCUGUUAUACAGGCUGCACAUCCCUCCUGCGCUCACAGAAAAUGAGAAAGACAGUCAGUCUCCACUAAAGAAUCCUUUAUUGUCUACUUCGAGGCCACUAGUAUUUGGAAAAACAAAUGGUGAUACAGUAGAUUACCAGAAGCAACUGAAGCAGAUGCUUAAAGAUUUAGCCAAAGAGAAGGAUACUAAAACUGAAAAAGCAAUGCCAAAAAUGAGCCAGAGGGAAUUCAUCCAGUUCUGCAAAACCUUGUACAGCAUGUUUCAUGAAGAUCCAGAGGAAAACUCUUUAUAUCAAGCCAUUGCCACUGUGACCACUUUACUACUUCAGAUUGGAGAAGUGGGUCAAAGAAGUAGCAGUUUGGGGAGUGGAUCAGAUGAAUUUGCCGAGGAUGUACAGUCUGAGGCCUCGGCCUCAGACCAGGAUACUGUUUUUACUGACACUGUGAAGACUACUCAUAAAGAGACUCAAUCUUUACCUGUGACUGAAGGGAACUGGAUUAUCUCCUUCGAACAAAUUUUAGCAUCACUUUUGACUGAACAGUCACUAGUAAAUUUCUUUGAAAAGCCUUUAGAACUGAAACCAAAACUGGAGAAUGCAAAGCUAAAUCAAUACUGUCUCAAAACAAAUGGAAUGAGUGACCAGUCACUAGCUGAACACAUGAAACUGAAUACACAGUAGCAAAGUUGCCUGAAACUGACUGCACUGAAGUUACACCAAAGCGACGUGUUGCAAAGGCUGGCUUUUGGUUAGCAGUGGACUGUUUUGUUUGCUCCUCAGUUUGAGAGCGUUAAAAGCUAAAGGGGUGUGUAGUUUGUGCUAUUGAUUUAUUAAAUAUGUUCUUGUUUUGAAUGUAAAAGGAAACAUCUGUCUGCACUGUGAAGACACUGCAGACCCAUUACAUAUUGGGAGAGCAGAAGCUGGCUCCAGUAGUUUUGUUACAGAGAUUGUUUGUUUGUUUUUUUAAUUGGGGCAAAACCCUCCUCAGCUACUGUCUGCAGUUUGUUUAUGUGGUGGUUUGGGGUUUUUUGUUUUUUUUGCACUAACCCUGAAGACUUGUUUCAAUGCUGGUAAUUGAAACUAUUUUAAUAUUUUUGAUUGUAUUCAGAGCUGUAUGUCUUGCUAAUGUUAAGUGUACAUGGACUGCUUCUGAUGUUCUGUGAAAACAUGCACUUUUCAAUUAAACCUUUUUGUACUGGACUUUACCCUAA